This is a messenger RNA of Andrographis paniculata, 790 nucleotides long. RefSeq lists its product as uncharacterized. The record is from RefSeq and is a predicted model, not a curated record. The transcript is spliced from 4 exons. Lineage: Eukaryota; Viridiplantae; Streptophyta; Magnoliopsida; Lamiales; Acanthaceae. The coding region runs from base 273 to 560 and encodes 95 amino acids.
UGCACACAUACAGCGAUAACAAUAAUUUAAUGUUAGCCAAUUAGGGAAGGGAAGGGAAUUGCAUUGCUUACUUUUCCAAAUAUCUAUAUAUCAUACCUUUGUUUAUUUCAUUUUGUUUUCUUCCCCCAUUUAAAUUUAAUUUUCUCCCUAUUAAUAUAUCUUCAUUCCAAUUUUACUUGACCAGAUAUAUAUAUAUAUAUAUAUAUAUUCAGAAAGCAAAAGCUAAAGCUAAAGCUAAAGCUAAAGGUGUGUUGUCCUCUUGCGAAUUGAAGAUGUGCGAUGGUAGACGACAUGAGAUUAUUAGUCAUCCCUAUCCUUGCUUGCAUUGCGAUCCUCGUACCUACAUUAGAAUGGUGCAGAACCUGAUAGAGAGGUGCUUGUUGCUUCGUAUGGAUAGGGAGCAGUGUGUGGAGGCGCUGGCGGAGCAUGCUCGAAUUCAACCACUCGUCACUCUCGCAGUGUGGAAUGAGCUGCUAAAGGAGAAUGAAGACUUCUUUGAAUCAUAUUUCCAGCAGGCUAAUUUCCAAACCCCAACAGAUAUGUGCAACCUCGAGCCAUAGUGGAGAGUGGAGACAUCAGACAUGAUGAUGAGACACGUACGUACGUACGGUACGGUAGUCAGAAUGAAGAAUUAUAUAUGAAUGUAUGGACACAUUAGGGUUUGUGAGAGUGAGAUCUAGCUAGCAAGCAAGCAAGCAACCUUUGAUCAUUAAUCAGUAUGUAUGUACGUAUGUAAUUAGUGACUGUGACUCCAAUUUGGAAUUGGAAUGGUUAUGGAUAAUUGGUAUCC